This is a messenger RNA of Tribolium castaneum (red flour beetle), 1463 nucleotides long. RefSeq lists its product as uncharacterized. The record is from RefSeq and is a predicted model, not a curated record. Gene Ontology annotation, biological process: regulation of phosphorylation. The transcript has 5 exons. Bases 346 to 777 code for a protein of 143 amino acids. Gene Ontology annotation, cellular component: cytoplasm. Lineage: Eukaryota; Metazoa; Arthropoda; Insecta; Coleoptera; Tenebrionidae. Gene Ontology annotation, molecular function: protein serine/threonine phosphatase inhibitor activity.
UUGUGUGUGAACGUGCUGUGUCCAGAAAAAUGGUUUAAUUUUACAAAUACUGAAAACACCAAUUUGCUCGGCACUCUCGGGAUCGAGGGAUACAACGAUAUUGUAAUCGGUCUGUUAAUAAUUCGCAGUCGUUUCCACCUGCUUUGUUACUUUAUCAGUUAUCAAUCAGUAUACCGGUACCUUCAGUCCUCAAGUGCAAGAGAAUUACCAGAUCGAAAAAAUGCGAGCGUUGUUACCGCAAGAUUUUUCCCGACAUGUUUGGUGCCGAAAUGUGAUUAAGUGGCAACUUUUCAGAAUUGCAUAAUCGUCACGACACCUUUUUUCUCCAAGAAACCCCCAAUCAAAAUGGAAUGCGGCGUGACGGGGGGCUACACCAACGGCACCACUCCGGCCGGCAUCCUGGCCGACGUCCGGUCCGAAAGGUCGCCCUCGAAGACGGGCCUCCACGUCAAUUUCAAGGACAAAGGCGAGAUCAAGGAGCGCAGAGAGAAGUUUCUCACUGCCAAAUACGGACACCAUCAGAUGAGUCUCAUCAGAAAACGACUGGCUGUGGAAAUGUGGCUUUACGAAGAGCUUAAAAAGCUCUACGAAACUUCGAAACAAGUAGACGAUGUAAAUAACGACGAAGUAGAAGUGGACAUAGACGAACUGCUAGAUAUGGACAACGACGACGAGCGAAGGAGGCAUUUACAGAAUCUGCUGAUAAAUGCUAAAGGGCCGCAGAGUGACGUAAAAAAAUUCAUCAACGAUCUGUUGGACAAAGCAAAGACUCUGUAAAUAAAGUGAAGUGCCAAGUAGGUUCAGGAAGAAGACUUCGGCCCUAUGGCGCCUGUUUGCACAAGUUUUAGUGAUUAUCCAAUUAUUGCAUCAUCGAUGUUGAUCGUUCGAAACUGUAUUCCAUCCUAAUCUAUCAGGAAGGUCAACGUGGCUUAAGACAGUUUGGACCGAUUCUUUUGUAAUAGACGAAAUUAGUUUGUCGUUGUGGCCAGUUUGCCAAUUGUUAAUCGAGAAAAAUCUCUAAAGUCUUUUUCUAAUUUUUUAUAUUUUUAGCGCUAAUUUUAUUGUAAUGGAUACAAUGAAUGUUGUUACUAUUUGUGCAUUAAACGCGUGUAGCUAGUCCCGGUAUAGAUCAUAUCACAGAAGCCGCCUUGGGGUACUUAUCAUGGCUUGAGUAGCUCUUAUCAUUGGUUCUCAUAUCGAAUGUGCUCAAAAUUUUUAUGUAAUGUGAUCAUGAAUGUGAGCUUCCCCAAAUUAUCAUCAUACCUAUCGUCAUAUUGGCCUCACUUUGUUUCGUUAGAUCGUUUAGUAUAAUGUAAUUGUUUGGUGUACUUAUAAGAUAUUUAUCUGUAAACUGCAAUCGAUCGUUGUGAUCUCAGCCCUCUCAAAUCUGACAUGUGUAUCAUAGGAUGUAUGUAGGAAGUUUUAGCUGUAAGACAUUUUAUGAAUUAAAUAGUUAUGAUCCA